UGACACAGGAGCACCAAUUCCGAACGUGGCGUACUUGUUGAUGCUUUUAGUACUAGUCCCGUUGGAAAUGUAUUUAUCGGAAAUUUCAUGGAAAUAAGUGUAUGACUAUAGCUUCGUAUAAUGCGAUCAGAAUUAGAUUAUCUAGCAACAGUAGAGAAUGGAUGUUAAAAUUGUGAUCUUGUAUACUGUUGGACUAUUCUGGCUAUAUAUUCAAACAUGCUGUGCAAGUUCGCUAAAUGUUAACAGAUUGAGACGGUUUUCGGACAACGAUCAGAGAACUCGAAACAAACGUAAUGCAACACUAUCGUAUACCGAAGGUACAACAGCGGAUGCAGGCGGUGGGGUAGAGGAGCCAGCAUGGACGAAAUAUUACGGGUUCGACUCCUACAAGCAACGAAAACCCUAUCAAGAAAAUCCGAACAAAAAACCGACAAUCUGCUUCAAUAACAAAACAAAAGACAGCAAUGGAGACCGCCUGCCACAAUUCAUCUGUCCAAUGGAUGACAGCCAAUCUGAAGAUUUGACAUAUUGCUGCGGACAAAAGACUGCUCAAGUUUGUUGCAACAGAACCAAAUAUAAUGAAGAAAAAAGAAAAGAGAAACAGAAGUAUAAUAAUGAUGCAGACAUAGAUUUAGUGACAGCUAUUGGUAUAUCGGCUGGAUGUGUUGUCUCAAUAACUUUCUGUAUGUUCCUGUAUUGCUGUUGUUGCCAGAGGAGACACGAGAUACACGAUGGGGUCAAACUGAUGUGGGUUAGAAGAUCGUUUGGCAAGGAGUUGAACAGAUUAGAGCAACCGGCGUACCAAGAUCACAUGACUGUGGUUAACAGCAUUACAGGCCUGAGGGAAACAAGCCGACAGGGAAGUAGACAAGGCAGUAGACAUGGCAGUCGACAAGCUAGUCGACAGGGGAGCAUCAGAAGUAAUAGAAGUAGACAGGGGAGUUUUAAAGGCGGAAGUAGAAAUCCCAGUGCUGCUCCGACACCAUCCAUUAGCCGCCGAGCAUCAAACGAUCAUCACGAUCGAACACCACUAAAACAUCAGAAAGGUACUGGUGACAGAAAUCAUUUAGGUUUAGAUGUACCUAGCAACGUAGUAAUAACCGUCACGACGCCGUCGGAUGAACAUGGACCAACCGCGCCUUUGCUCAAAACUGCUCAUCAUGAGAGAUGCAACCCAGUACAUGUACAUUUUGACGACGUCAUCAUGACGUCAUCGCCUUCCUAGCCUGACCAAUAAUAUGUAUAGAUCCAGAAACAUAACUUUUUUCCAUGCAAUAAGCAGUUGUCAUUGUUUUCAAUGUUCUUUAUGAACCAGUAUUGUAAAUACGGAUGUGGACAAUCUUCUUUACAUGUUUAGCUUCAGUGUUAACAAUUCACCAUAGAUCGAUUUCUUCAACGUUUCAUUUGAAUAGUGCAAGUUUUUCGUACGUUUGUAAAGUGCACGACAAACACCAUUUGCGGACAUUUUAACCAUUUGUAUGUUUGGAAAAUUGGAGAACUGUCGUCUGCUUAAACUGUCGUCUGCUUGAUUUUAAAUUUUGUUCAAUUUUAUUGAAAUUGGAAACAAAAUAAGAAAAGGAGGACUGUCAAAUAAAGUACCCGACAUGACACUUGUUUUAUGGCCUGGUAUCAUGCUCUUUGCAAAGGCUGUUGUGAUCGGUUUUAGUGGUGUAAGGGUUCAUGUGCUUUUACCUUUUUAUCAUUGAUGAUUUUAUUCAAAAUAAAUAAAAAAAUAGCCACGAAGAAUAGAUGUAUUCAUUAGGUAAGAAAUGACCAUGUAAUUAUAUCAACUCAUAGUGUCUGAUCAUUUAAAAAAUCAAAUUUGUCUUUUAGCUUACAUGAAUAGUAAAAUGCUCACUUUUUGUCAAUUUGUGUAUUUCCCGUUUUAAAAUUUAAAACAUUACUGAUUAGAUUAUGGCAAGCAUUAAAAUGUCACAUCAUCAAUAAAAACAUAACAUGUUUAUACAUUUAUAAUUAUACACAAUUUAUCGUUAUUUGUUCAAAUGUAUAUAUUAUUUUUUCAUUUCUUUAGGUUUCUGGUCAUUCAUAUUUUUUAUGAUUUGAAGAACGAAUUAUUAAAAAAUCUAUAAGAAUGUGAAAAAUGCAACCAUUUUUAGCGCAAUUCUGGCAAAGUUGAUCUAAUUGCAGAUUUUAUUUCCAGACAAAGAUAUUUAGUUUCAUUGAUUUAGAAAUAUCUCUUCGUUACCAUAGUAAUCUUAUAGAACAUACAUAACUUACAAUGGUUGUAAUUAACAUUUUUAAAUAAAUUUUGCAUGUAUAACGUUACCUAUUUCUGGCGUUAUGUAAUUAUCAUAUAUACAAAUGAGCUUGAUUUUUCAUUUUUAAUAAAAGUGAACAUGUGCAUGUAAAACAAUGGACUAAACAGAUACUCUGUAGGGAAACUAUUAGAGAAUAACAUUUAUAUUAUUAUACUACGCACACAAUUACUAGGGAGGGCACAAAAACAUGUUGAAAUAAUUGUCCUCUGGGUGUAAUGGAAGUCCCUGUAAAUUAAAUAUGUACAAUGUAAGUAAUUAAAUUAACUGGAAAUAAGAUAGAGUCAAGUAUCUGCACAGCAAUAUAUCCUGCAAAUUAUAUAAAUUGAAGUAAAACAGAGAAAAUGCUGUUGAUUUAUCAUGAAUAUAAAAUAUAAGAAAUAUUAGUAAGGGAAAUCAAUAAUGAGCAAUAUAUUAUUCUAAUUUCAGACAUAUAGGAUUUAGUCUUAAAAACGGAUGCUUGUGUAUAUAAGAAAUAUUUUGCUUUGGUCGGAAAGUCAUUCAACGGGCACAUAUAUAUGUAUAUGUAAACACCUACCCCUAUUUUCCCCUUUCUUUGACAACGCUAUGAUACAUUCAAAAUUCAGGCAAUUUUAAAUAUUUUACGAAAAAUCUGCUUAACUUUAAUAAGACAAUGUAGAUAUUGUAUCAUCUAAUUGGAGAUAAGUUUGCAUUAUAUCUUAUUUCGAUAUUGAUAGAAAGUAAAAAUGUUACUGACGUUGUUAUGCACAAAAUGUAUUUCCUGUAUUUAUAUUAAAGUGAUUUUGAUACAGAUGCACCGGUUAUUUGCAACACCGACCUCCUUUAUAAGUGACCGGGAAAUACAUUUACGUACUCGUUCUUCUUGUGCUGAUCGGUACAGUUGACAAAAAUACGGUUGAUUACAAGAGCCGAAUGAUCACCGUAUUUUGGACGGGUGAUAACCGUAACUUACUGGCAUCUGUACGGAUAUUUAGUAAUGAUUUUCUUGGGUCAGCAUGAUAACAUUUCUCAAAAAAGACAUAAGAAGAAGAGGCGAGUUUUCGGAAUUUAAAUUUUUUUAGGAAUAUUAUACGGGAUUCAAUGGUCUCAAAGGCAAAUUUUUCGCUGUUCUUCGAAUGUUUUUGGGGGGUGGGGGAGGGGAAGGGGCUUGUAGGGAAUGUUAAGCUGGGGUCAUUGUUGCAAAUGUCUGCUGCAUAACAUGUGUAAAAUGUUUCAUUAGUUUCAAUAGUUUCAUUAUACAUGAAUGCAUGCAUGUUUUAACGUAGACAAAGUUUUAAAAUGUAUGUUUGUUCCGACGAAAUUGUACAAUAUUGUACAUGUAUGCUUCACUGUAAUUGCCUUUUCCUGAAGUUAGUGAUGUCAUGUAACAUAUAUUGAGUAUUCAUUAUACUUGUUUUUUGAUCCAUUCAUAACGUUUGUAAAUAUUUAAACAUCUAACACAAAUUAUGGUCAUAGCAUUUGACAACAAAAAAGUAAAAGAACGCGGUCCAUUUGAUCUUAUAAGUGUUUAUUAAAAUUUAAAACAACAACUGCAUUUAAAACUACAUGUAUUGAAAGACACGGAAGUUUCAUUUAUAUCGCAUAUCCUUCUGACAAUAUCAUAGCAUUAGCUUUAAGAUAAUUUGUGACUUUCUACACACCAUACAAUAAAGAUUAAAUUCAGUUAACCAAAUAAAUGAAUUACUAUUGAUUUUUGCAUUAAAUAUAUAUGCCGUCAUUACCAACGAUAUUCUUGUUUUAACAUUUUGGCAUUUUAGCUGAAUAUACCAAGGUCUUCCUUAAAAUAUUAAAUAACAGGGUUUUACAUCGUCUAGAUGAUCUAGUUCAGAAAUAAGUUGUAUAGUAUAAAUACCUCAAUUAAUUUUUCAAUUAAAAUUAAAUUCAAAUGAGAAAGCAAUUUGGUGUUGAUUGAAAUAGGACGUAAUCGUGUAAUGUUAGUGCAGAUAAAAUGCAUUCAUUUGAAGCUGAACAAAAUAAUAUAAACAUUAAUUGUACUAAGACUUGAUUUGAAAAGAAAACGACCUUACUGAAUGCAGUUUAAUUAAUUUCAAGUUAUUGUUUGUUUUGCUUCUUUUUUAGUACAUCCAGUAUCGCAUUUAGUAUUCAGUGUUCAAAGGUUUUUGCUCAAAUUCACUACAUGUUGUUAACCCUAAAGAAAAUAACAUUUAUUUACAAAGACGGGUUAAGUUGAUAUAAAGAAAAUACAGGUAUGUUUUGUAAGUCUGACAUAUGACCAAAAUUGGCUACACCUUAAAAUGUCUUAUCAUUGUUGUAAUUUAUAUGUGGUUGUCUGCCUCGACAUUUUUGACUAUGUGUCUUACCUCAUUAACAGAAGCAAAAACUUCAGUUCGAGAUACUGAAAAAAAAUCCAGAUAAGAAAAUUGAGAUAAAUAAAUAUAUUCUAUAUAGAUAAAGAAAGAAUGUAAUACGGACUUUCACAAUUGGAUCGAGAUAACGAAAAUUGAGAAAAGCGAUAUCGAGAUAACGAUACCUGACUGUAUUUAUAUUAAGGUAGCAUAAUUACCCAUGUAAUCCGAUAAAAUCAGAUGAUUUUAAAUUAAUUUUGAUUAAAAAAUAAUGAGGUAGAUUGAAAACAUCAUUACCAUGCUUUUUUAUAUAUUAUCCUAACUUUAUAACUUUGUUUAAGAGCGAAUUUGUAUACAUUUAGCAAUGUAAAUUUAUCAAAUUUUAUUCUAUGCAUGGGCCGUUAAAGUGCUUCAAUAGUAUCGAGAGAUAACGUAUGUUAGCGCAAUUUAUAACUGUUUUUUUCACAUUUUCAUCAUCUCAAGGUUGAAAGUGUUUUUUACAAUAUUUUUUCCCAAUUUUGUUAAAUUAUUGAAUAGAAGAUAUAAAUAAAUACAAAGCACCAAUGUAACUAUAAUUAAAGGCACAUUAAGCCGUAGAAAUAAAAUACAUGUUAUUUGUUGCUUUUUUCUGUAGACAGAGCAUACUGUUAACUUUAAUAAUUACCAAAUUGCAAAUGAAGCAAUUUGUGGCUUAGGUUUUUGGCCAUUAAGAAACAUUUUGGAAACUUUUACAGGAUAUCAAAAUAUAAGUGUUAAAAAUAAAAAUAUUUUCAUUUUUUUUAAAGGCUUAAUGUGUUUUUAAAACAGAAAAAUAGAAGAAUGAUUACAGUAACAUUUGAUAACAACUGAUUUUGGUUGAAUGUUCGGGUAAACUGAUUUUAAUUUUAUUAUCCACAUUACUAUGAUUAUUGAUAAAACAUAUUACGUAAUUACAUGUAUACAGAAAUUUUAGCAAUAUUCAGAUUUACAUUAUUACAAUCAUGGUCGAAAAGCAUGCAUUUUUGUAAAGAAAAUGAGAGAAGAUGAAGAUAUUUUCUGUUUUUAAAUUGAUAUGUUUUAACAAUUGUCACAUAUAUGCGUCACAAAAUGUUAUUGUGUAUAUUAUAAUGAUGAUUUUUACCAUAAUUAUUAUGAACGUUGUAUUGUUUCUUGAUAUUUUACAAUUUACGAUUUUCAAUUUUAUGCACUUUUUCUAAUAAAGUUUUCAGAAGUA
Ruditapes philippinarum (Manila clam) is the source of this 5777-nucleotide messenger RNA. RefSeq lists its product as uncharacterized. The transcript has 9 exons. The record is from RefSeq and is a predicted model, not a curated record. Lineage: Eukaryota; Metazoa; Mollusca; Bivalvia; Venerida; Veneridae. The coding region runs from base 158 to 1225 and encodes 355 amino acids.